Molecule: messenger RNA, 573 nt
Organism: Paramacrobiotus metropolitanus
Lineage: Eukaryota; Metazoa; Tardigrada; Eutardigrada; Parachela; Macrobiotidae
Product: low-density lipoprotein receptor-like
Exons: 1
Coding region: 1-573 (190 amino acids)
Cellular component (GO): plasma membrane
Molecular function (GO): protein binding
Source: RefSeq, a predicted model, not a curated record
AUGCUGUGCAACAACCAACAGUGCGUGUUGGAGAAAUGGCGCUGCGACGGGAUCAGCGACUGCCAGGACGGGACAGAUGAGUUGUUCUGCACAUUGUGCCCGGCAGGCGAACACUCCUGCUCUACCAUUCCCAAUCGCUGCCUGCCCGGUAGUUGGCGGUGUGACGGGAUUGUGGACUGCGAAGACGGCAGUGAUGAGAUGGAGUGUCCACCUUCGUUGUGUCCGGAGAGUCAUUACAGUUGUCACUCUGGACAGAAAUGUUUACCGCGCUACGCAGUGUGUAACGGCGUGGUGGACUGUGUGGGCGGGGAUGAUGAAGAUGCCGAGCUGUGUCCCCACGGCGGGCGGUGUGAGAAAGGUCACAUUGCUUGUGAGGACCGGAAGCAGUGUGUACCGUGGUUUCAGUGGUGCAACGGUCGGCAGGACUGUGAAGACAACUCAGAUGAGAAUAAUCAGCGGUGUCCGGGUGCAAGGAUGAUCAGCGAGCAAAUACGGAUCGACGCAAAUGAUGUUCGUAAUUUUCCUGUUUAUAUUUUACGGGUUUUGGUUUCCAGUCGGGCUGGCAAGCGGUAG